Molecule: messenger RNA, 2675 nt
Organism: Prorocentrum cordatum
Lineage: Eukaryota; Dinophyceae; Prorocentrales; Prorocentraceae
Source: the annotation of a GenBank genome assembly
AUGCCAGCGGUGCUGCAGGGGGAACCCCCUGGCCUGGAGGUUGCGGCGCAGGCCAGCUGGUCUCGGGAGCGCGCCGUCGAGGGCGUGCAGCCAGCACCCGGGGGCGAAGAAGAGCCCGUGGUUCGGAGGGGCAGCGCAGGGACCGAUCUGGCCAGCGACGCUGGUGCAGAAACGGCGCUCCGCUCUCCACCGCAGGGCGCCGACAUCGCCGAGGACAAGGAGAACGUCGAGGACCCUGGCGAGAACGGCGGGGGCAGCGCUCUACUGAGCAUGCUCAAGGCAACGCCCCUGUGGUGGCGGCUGGCUUCCCGAGGCACGCCCAGCUCGGCGGACGACCCAGACGGGCGGCUGAUGAUGAUGGUGGAGGAGCUAUGGCUGGGCUUCGAGGGGGAGAUCAUGUACCUGCCAAGGAAGGACCGCCUUCGCGUGCUGCAGGCGCUUUGCGUGGCUGCCCUUGCCCACAAGGGCCAGAAGCGCAAGUCGGGCGAGCCCUACAUAGUGCACCCCGUUGCGGUGGCCGAGUUGCUCGCCUCCCUGCGGCUCAAAGCCGAAGUGGUGAUGGCGGGGCUCCUGCACGACACGGUGGAGGACAACCAGGAGAUGCAGUUUGAGGACCUGGAGGAGCUGUUCGGCCAGGAUGUGCGCAAGAUCGUGGAGGGCGAGACCAAGGCGUCCAAGCGGACCGCUGUGAUGCGGUCCGACGACGCCUGGAGCGCGCUGUACCACCCCGCGUGGAGAUUCGUCUUCGGGGCUAGGCAGCAGGGCACCGCUUCCUCCGCGGAAGCCGCGAAAGCGCGCGAGCAGGCGUACAACUUGCGCGACAUGUUCUUGGCGAUGGCGGACGACUGGAGGGUCAUCAUCGUCAAAUUGGCCGACAGAUUGCACAACAUGAGGACACUGGAUUUCAUGCCCGCGGAGAAGAGGCGGGGGUCGACUGCUUCAUUAUGGCGCAAGCUGCAGCGCAACCCAAAGUAUCGCAACAACCUCGACAACGUCUCGGACAUCAUCGCGCUCCGCGUGGUCUUGGACGUCGACCGGCGUCCCGGAGAGUCCAACGAGCAAUUCGACCUCCGCGGCAACAAGCUGUGCUACCACGCGGUGUCGCUCGCGUCGCGGUGGGACCUCGGCGAGGAAGGGUCCGCGUCCCGGUGGAAUCCUGACGUCACACCGCGGCUCGCCGCCGCGCGUUCGCUGCGCAUUAAGGACUACAUCCGGCUCCCGAAGCCCAACGGGUACAGGUCGCUCCACCUCCUGCUCACCGGUGCCCCAGUGCCCCUGGAGCUGCAGGUCCGCACGCGCCAGAUGCACAACGUUGCCGAGUACGGUGCCGCGGCGGGGAGCGCCGCUUUGCCACCCACUCAGCGCAUGGCGCGAUGCCACAUCCGUGUGCAGCGCGCCUCCGACAAGGUCGAGAAGAUUAAGUCGCAGAUCGCCGAGCUGGAGAAAAAGCGCGACGAGCUGCAGACGCAGGAAGACCAGACACGAGAGGAACAAGACACUAAGACGGUCUGGGCCGACACCGCCCCUGAAGAGGGGCCAGGCACGGUUGCAGCCUUCACCAAGUCCGCCAACGAGAAGGUCGAAGCCGCCAAGACCAAGUUUGUUGGCAACGUUGAGUACCAGGUUGUUUCCGACGUGGUGAAAGCUCCAGGGAUGCAGUAUAUCAUUGCGGGGGGCUUCAAACUCACCCAGGAUCAGAUUGAGCUUUCGGAGUUCAGCGCCCACAUCCACGGCCAGCUGUUCGCGCCCACCUGCGCGAUGGGCACAUGCACAGCCAGCCACGCCGUUAUCGAUAUGUUCACGGCGACGGGGAAGGCGCGCGUCUACUUCAAUGGGGGCGCCAAUGAAACCGACAAGGGGCCCGGCCGCGCCGCCCGCGACGACGAAUUCCGCGGCGCGCCGGAGAUUCAUGGCUGGACCGAGUUUGCUGAGGGCAUUUUCAUCGCUCUGCUCGUGCGAUGGGGGCAGUCAGUCGCGCCCGGCGUGCGAGCCGUGGUUGGCAAGUGGGACCUGCCCCGCGCUGGAGUGUCCUAUCUGCCCGGGGUGCCAGUGCGCUCCCCACUGCGUAAGGACGGCCACCAGGCAGCGGGCACCGUCAACCAGCAGGGCUUGCCGGCGGCUUGUGGGCAGCUCGUGCUGAACACGCGGACCGCCCCAGCGCGGGUGGCGCGCCAGCUGCUGCCAGCGUUGCGCCCGUGGGCGGUGCUGCCGCUGGUGGGGAUGACCAUGGAUUACCCUGAGGUCAACGGGGCAAGAGUCGAGCCUUCGCGGAUGCUGCAGAACGGCGAUUGCAUUAACAUCGUCACCUCGUUGGGCUCCACCCCUCGGUUGGAGUGGCUCAAGCACGCCUUCCUGCGCUCCACGAGGACGGAGAUCAUUGCGCACUUCCGGAAGCUGCAGGAGUCGUGGAGGCAGACCCUGAUCGAUGUGGCUGCGGCCUUGGCGACUGUGGUCUCUGGCAUGGCGGGCGCGGCCCUCGCGUUGCAGGCUCUGCGGGGGUUGCCACGAGUGGAUUGCAGAUCACGCGGCGUGAUCCCGCGGAUAUGCGGCCGCACGGGUCGGAGGUGAAAUCCGAACUUUGCCCUCGCCAGUAAGCGAUUCAGAAUCGAUAGUUUGUGUGGGUUAGGGUUCGGAUGUCGCCACCUAGCGGAUACGCUCCGCGGGGGGCAUCCGCG